Cottoperca gobio is the source of this 2994-nucleotide messenger RNA. RefSeq lists its product as uncharacterized. Lineage: Eukaryota; Metazoa; Chordata; Actinopteri; Perciformes; Bovichtidae. Gene Ontology annotation, molecular function: GTP binding. The coding region runs from base 225 to 2219 and encodes 664 amino acids. The record is from RefSeq and is a predicted model, not a curated record. The transcript has 2 exons.
AGAUCAGCCGACAGAGGGCAGGCAGGCACCAAACGGACUCGGACUAAAGUCCAAUGUUUUUGUUUGGGUUGAGCAGAGCUGGACCCAACAUUUAACUGUAGCUACAUUCAGAAGAUAACUACAGUAAAGCAUAAAUGUAGAGAAGAAACGGCCUCUUUCAGCUCAACUGAGAGAGGUGUCUCAUAAUAACGUGGACUCGGGAAGAGAAAGAGGAGCCAGUUGAUAUGGAGGGUGAGAAGGAAGGAGACGAUCUUGAAACCAGAUGGACUGAAGAACUCAGGCUGGUCCUCAUCGGAAAGACCGGAUCAGGCAAGAGUGCGUCAGGAAACACCAUCCUGGGCCAGAGGCAGUUCCUGUCACAGAUCAGUGCCAGCUCUGUCACCCAGAUUUGCCAGCUUGGGAGCACUGAUCUCACAGAGGAAGAGGAGGAUGGUCAAACUGUCACACGGAGGAGGAGGAGGAGAGUCACGGUGGUUGACAUGCCGGGCUUUGGGGACACUCACCUGAGUGUGGAGCAGAUCCAUGCAGAGGUAGCCAAAUGUGUGUCUCUCUCUGCUCCUGGGCCACACGCUUUCCUGCUGGUGGUGCCGAUAGGGCGAUAUACAGACAAUGAGAACCAGGCUGCCUGCGAGUUGACCAAGAUAUUUGGGGAGGAUGCAGUCCGUCACCACACAGUCGUUCUUUUUACCAGGGGUGAUGACCUGGAGGGCAUAGGGAUUGAAGAUUAUCUGAGGGAGACCGCACCUGCUGGUCUUAAAGCUCUGAUUGAGAGGUGUGGGGGCAGGUACCAUGUACUCAACAACAAAGACCCCAGCAACUUGGUGCAGGUUAAAGAACUCUUAAUGAAGGUGGGCAACAUGGUGAAAGAGAAUAACGUAGGGUUUUACACCAAUACCAUGUUUUUCGAAGCAGAGGCUGCCAUCAGGGAGGAGCAGAAAAGGAUGUUGAGUGAGCGAGGGCAAGCAGAGGGGGAAGAACAAAAUGGAAGCAUGGAAGAACAGGAUACACUUGCUAAACGAAGAAAGUGUGACUUGGAGUUUAACAGAGUAGAGAGCACCGAUAGAGGAUCACAAGGGGCCAGGAGGAGGGAGUUACAGAGAGGAAGGGAAGAGGAUUUUAGGGUGGAGAGGUGGACAGAGGAGAGCAGAGGCAACGCCUUCAGCUUGAUGAGAGACAGAGUUGAACGAUGCAGGGACCAGUUCAGAGGCAUGCGCACAGACCACAGCAGGUCUGUGAGCAGGCACCAGUCUCUCCGUUCAUCCCACAUGAGGAGGGAGGCUGCGCUCUCUGCUAAGGUGCUAGAGAGAGUUAAGAUCCUGGUGGCUGCUGGAGCCACGGGCAUGGCCGUGGGGGCCGUGUUUGGGGCAGCUGCCCCUUUAGCAGCCGCAGCAGGGGCAUCUCUUAUGGGGAACUCUGUUGGUUUUGCUGCAAGUCAGUUAGCUGGGAUGUCUGUAGCGGGAGGCACGAGUGUUGCGAACGCUGUUGGGGCCAUAGUGGCGGCAGCCUCAGGGAAAACUGCAGUGGCUCUGGGGGCAGCAACAGGUGGAGUUUUGGGUGGUUCUCUCGGAGCCCUUGCUAGUGCUGAAGCUACCAGUCCAGGGGAGGGCGCUCUGGAUGCCCUGGGGCAGGUCAGUGUCAUCGGGGCAUCCGCUGUGGGGGUCGCAGCAGGUGUAGGAGGCACCAUGGGAGCUGGGGCUGCGUUAGGCGCAGCUCUGGAGGGAGCAGCUUUCAGCACAGCAGCACUCUGUGGAGCUGAAACUGCAUCAGUAGGGGGCGGGGCAGCAGGUGUAGCCAGCGCUUUUGUAGCUCAGAGUAGUUUAGCUUCACCAGCAGGGCAGCAUGCAGUGGCCACUGUAGGAAGUGUAGCUGCAGGUACUGGGACUCCUCAGUGUGCUGCAGUCGGAGCAGCAUUAGCUCGGGAGAUGGUUGCAAAUGCCCCUGUGGCUGCUGGGUCUCCUGGUGUUCUAUGCGGGUAUACAGGGCCCAGUGUGGCAUCAGUGGCCAGCAGCGUUGUGUCAGACCCCUGGGCUACUGUAGCGGUAUCGACACGCAUCAUUAGUGCAGUGGCUGAGAUAGGCAAGGUUGCAGCAGGCAUUGCCCUGGCUGGUGGUCUGGUGGUGAAGGUGGUGAAGGAAAAAAUCAGAUGUGGCACAGGAACAACUGAAGCCAGUUACUCAGAAAAGAAGUCGUAUGAGAUCUACUGGAACAAACAGGCCUAAUCCAGUGAGUGAGAUCAUAUUCAUAUUUUAUUCCUGGCCUCCUGGUAUUACACUCCAGAGUAGCUUCUCUCAGAGAGAGUUAUGGCUGUGCCAUGGGAAGCAAACCACCUCAAAUAUGCAAUCACAAAUUAUAAUGGAUAAAGUAGAGCAUAAAUUGUAAUUGCAAAUAUUGGUUGGAGCUGUUUGAGUCUCGUGAAUUUGCAGUGCUGUGUGGGAGGACUAAUAAAGACAAACACAUUUUAUCUAAAUCAAUUUUUAUAAGAUUGUGAUUAUUCUCAUAGCAGUUUUGGUUACAAACCAGACCUAAUGUCUUUAUACACAGUUUUUUUUAAUAAAGAGAAAAUAAAAAGAGAUAUUUACUUCUGGGUUGCUGAAAAUGUCACAGUUCAACCGUGAGCUCAGUUGAAUGAAUUACAUUAAUUUCAUAAAAGAUUUCAAUUUGACUUUCUAAAGAAGAAUAAGAAAUGUCCUCAGGCGUGUGUUUCCUGUGUAAGAUGAAGGUGUUUGUGUAAUCAAUCUUACUCAUUGCAGUGAUUGGUGUUGAAAAUGAACAAAAAGACAAAAGUAUUAAAUCCUAUAUUUAAAGUGUUUGUACUGACAGUAGGUGGUUGUAUUGCAGUGUUUCACAUCCUGUAAUAUUUAAACCGUUUUUUCACUUAUGUUUAAACAUUAGUUUUGACCAGCCUGUUUUCAACUGGUGUAAAUGUAUCAGCAGUUCAGUGUAUUCACUUUGUUGCAGUGAAAUAAACAAAAAAUAAAGUAUUUUUCCUUUGUU